AUGCACCGCGGAGGCGGAAGUGCCGGAGGCGCAGCCGGGGGUGGUAUCGUCGGUGGUGCCGGCGGAAGUCAUCGUGCCCUCGAAUUGGAGCAUCCGUCGGCGAUGCCGGGCGCACCUGGUUUCCAUUGGGGGGCCAUGUUCGCGGGUCACCACGCGGCUGCCGCCGCGGGUAUGAUGCAGCCCCCCAUGUCGGCGGGUGGUGAGUACGUGCCAGCCGCGGCGCAUCAUGGUCCCGCUCAUCCCGCGAUGCCCAUGGAUCUACACGUCCAUCAGGGAUUCCCCUAUUUCCCUACCAGGUAUCGAGAUGACGCACUCUGCUGGACAGACAGGAAACCGUCCAUGGACGACGUCGGAAAUCCUACCUCCGUCAACGCACGAUUUGAGGAGAGACACUACGCUUUCGAAAGUAUCUUGGAGUUGCGCAAGGAGAAGAGCCGGGACGCGGCGAGGUCGCGACGGGGUAAAGAGAAUUUCGAGUUCUACGAGCUCGCGAAAAUGCUACCACUACCAGCGGCCAUCACCUCCCAGCUGGACAAGGCCUCCAUAAUAAGGCUAACGAUCUCGUACCUCAAACUACGCGACUUCUCCAGUCACGGCGAUCCGCCGUGGUCCCGCGACGGUCCACCGCCCAGCAAAUCCGUCAAAGGUGCUAAUCGAGUUAGAGCGUCAUCGACUACAACGAUAGAUCAUUUCGAAAUUCAUCAAGGUACUCACAUAUUACAAUCCCUGGAUGGCUUUGCGAUGGCUGUCGCGGCUGAUGGCAGAUUCCUGUACAUAUCUGAGACCGUUUCGAUAUAUCUCGGCCUCUCACAGGUAGAGAUGACGGGUUCGAGCGUUUUUGACUAUGUCCAUCAGCAAGAUCAUGCCGAGGUCGCUGAGCAACUCGGUCUGGGACUCGCAUCGUCGACAAGUACCUCGGCCCCGCACUCGUCGAAUUCCGGUCUAGCCUCGCCGAGUAGCGGCGCGUCGGAAGAGCAUGGUUCGUCCUCCACCGCGAAUCCCGACGUGUCCUCGGUAAUGUCGCUGUCGGCGACUGGACUCUACAAGGGGUACGACCGAGCGUUUUGCGUUAGGAUGAAAUCCACUCUGACGAAGAGGGGGUGUCAUUUCAAGUCGUCGGGUUAUCGGGUUGUGCUGUUGCUGUGUCGUUUGAGGCCGCAGUUUGUAUUCAGCCACGCGAGAAAGUCCGCACCGCCUUUGAUGGGCAUGGUCGGACUAGCCAUCGCGCUUCCUCCGCCCAGCGUGCACGAAAUUCGUCUCGAAACCGACAUGUUUGUCACACGGAUCAGUUUCGACUUUCGGAUAGCACAUUGCGAGCCAAAGGUUUCCGAAUUGCUGGACUAUACCGCCGACGAAUUGACGGGGAAGAAUCUUUACACGCUGUGCCAUGGCGAGGACGCGAAUCGGCUCCGGAAGUCUCACAUAGAUCUGAUCCAUAAAGGACAAGUGCUGACGCAUUACUAUCGGUUGAUGAACAAGAGUGGCGGAUUCACGUGGCUACAGACGUGCGCAACCGUCGUGUGCAGUUCGAAAAAUGCCGAGGAGCAAAAUAUCAUUUGCGUCAAUUAUGUCAUAAGCGGCCGAGAAUACGAAAAUUUAAUUAUGGACUGCUGUCAGUUAGAGGACGGUGUCACCGGUGUCAAGAGGGAAGAUACGGCCGGGAAUGAUCCGGAGAACGGAUCGCCAGAUGCUGACAGAGGAGAGGGUCGUAGUCGAGGCGGCCCUACGAAUCAGCAUCAGGAGCAAUCGCAUCGAUCUCCACCCGACGAACGGGAGGAGAGCCAUGCGUCGGAAAGUGAGAAGCGAGGUAGCCGGCAUCACGACAACAUAGCCCAGUUGCAACAGGAUUCACAGACGGCGGUUGGGAAUCUCGGCACGCUCGUGGUGCGACUGCGAGGGCACAAGCGAAAGAUCCAUGACGACGACAGUAGCUCCAACGAAGAGGAGGACGAGGAGGAGGCGGCGGCGACGGCGACGGCGGCGGCGGCGGCGGCGGCGGCGGCGGCCACGGUGAAGGAAUCGAACGGCGAGAGAACCCGUGCGCUCAGCCCUAGCGCAACAUCCACGCACUCGAUCUCGGCCACCGAACAGGCGCUCUGUUCGGCCAGUCCGAAAUCGCGUCGCGCCGAAGGCAGCAGGAUGGACAGUGCCGAGAGCACGGGAACCUCGGUGAAAGAUCUAGAGCAGGCUAUGUCGAAGCACCUGCCGGGGAGCUCGCUAAAUAAAUCAAACUCACCAGUGGCGCUUCAUCAGCCGACAGAUUUCAGCACGGACGCGUUGUUGAAGCAGCAGCAGCAGCGGAGUACGAUACAGUGGAUCGGCGCGCACCAUCAUCUGGGCCAUCUGAGUCCGCAGCAGUCCGCCGCUGCUCCUUUACCUGCCUCGGCGCUCCUUAGGCAACUUUACGCUGCCAAUCGGGAAAGCGUGAUACGUGCCAAUGUCCACGGAAUUACGUCAAGCGGCGGUACGCGCGCUCCCACGUCGGCUGGUAUCUAUUAUCCGGGCGAAACCGCCCCUAACGGACCUCUGCCCACGCCGCCGGGCUCGGAGGGUUCCAGCACAUACGGCGAGCAUCAAUUUGUGCUCGCUGCUCACAAUCAAAAGGGAUCGAACGGCACCAGCUGCGCCGACGCUUUCACCAGUCUAGUUUCAUCGUACUCAUCCGCUACCGCAGCCGGCUACUCGGUAGACUAUCAUUCGGCGAUGACACCACCGUCGUCGGUGUCGCCACGAGACAAGCAGCAGCAACAGCAGCAACAGCAGCAGCAGCAGCAACAGCAGCAACAGCAGCAGCUGCAUCCCGUGAUAAGUAGUUACGAAGGCUCGUCGGCGUACGCGGACCCUGUUCUCCGUCACCAAUACGAACCAGCCCAACCGCUACCCUUGAAACCCCAGGUAUACUCGGCAACUGUCCAUCCGAGUGCCUUAGACGCCGCAGCGGCGUACGCCUCGGCAGGUCUGACGGAACAACCGCAGUUCUACCAUCAUCCGGCCAGUAGCGCCGGCUUCCACAUCUAUCACCCGAGCAACAAGUCGACGGCAAACGGCUGGUAUACUUCGGCCUCCUAGUGGCCCCAUUCGUAGAGGUCUCACCGCCCGUGUACGCGGAACACGUGUACUUAAGCGACUGUAAUUAAAUCCAAAGCCCUCUCCCUCGUGCAUAUCAGUGAUACGCUAUCUCGUCGCUAUCUUUGGCGAUCGUUGGCGAGCGAACCUCGUUGUCGUUGUCGGGACCGGCGGGGAAUUCAUCUCGCCGCUCCUUCCUGCCGAGUCGUCGAAACUCGGCGCUGUAACAAUCGCUCUCUUCUCCAUUAUGUAGAACGAUUUAUUGUAAUAUAAUGAAUAAAUUAUUAUAUAUAUGUUGACUUUCCGGAGGUAUCUGCGUAAGUAUAGAGCCAACUGAGAAACUCAUCGCGUGUUCACCGUGCGUGUUCCAAGUGAUUUAACGCGACGCUCAAAGAGAUCGUAAUAUAUCUAAGAAUUCGCGAUUUAUAUAUGUGUGAUAUACAGAGACGAUUCUUAAUAAUAUAGUUUAUACUUCAGAUGAGCACAGAAACAAGAAAAAGUGUUGUAUGCAUAUGGAUCGUUUAAUUCUUAUUCUUCCAAUAAUAAAUUAACGGAAGAAUACAUUUUACGGCACUUCAUUCUUUAAUAAUUUAUAAUUAUAAUUCAGAAAAAUUUGAACAAUCUAUUUUCAUGUAACAAUUAUUCUCGUUUUUGACUCUAGAUGCUAAAGUAUUCACGUAUAAUUAAGAAACUUUCUGUAUAUGUGUAUGUAUAUAUUAUAAUUACAUUAUUUCAUUUUAAAUCGCACUUUAAGAUGUCUUGUUUAAAUGUAAAUUUAUUUCUCCAAACAAUUGGAUAAGUGAUUAAACGAUUAGUUGGAACAUUUUUCAAUAUCCUCGAAAAGUCGUCAGAAUUAUUAAAAGAAAUCUGAAAUUUUAAUUAGAUUCAAAUCGCGUUAUGUUUUAUUAAUACAUUUUCUCUAAAUAAUUUCGACGAUAUUUUGCGAUCGAAAAAUGCACGUUUUAAAUCUCGCUAGAUCUCUUAUCCAAUUAUUUUGAAUAGAGCGAUGAAUUUACAGAAAAACAGAUAUCUUAAAACGGGCGAGAAAACAACAUCCGAGGAGAAAUGUUUUCGCGUUGUGUUAAAUAUUACUAAUCAAAUAUGAUUACCGUGUUAGCGGUGAUUUACUCGAGUAUGGUACUUGAAAUAUUUUGUACCAUAAUCAUUGUGCGAUGAUUUUCAUAAAACGGAUGAUACAAUCCUUUCUCUUUGACACGUUGUAACAUUUAUUUAACGAGAGAAAAAACGCUGAAAUUAUCUCGAUAUCGUACUCGUACGAAGCGUGUUUGAAAAAUAGCACGGCAUACUUAAGAGAAAUCGCUAUCUCUAUUAAUUCGCGCUGACGUCUCUGUUUUAGGCAAUUAAAUAUUGAAUUUGUUAAUCGGAACGCGCUAUGUACGAUCGGUCUGUCCCAAAGAGUUCGUUGUUGCAAGCUUCUUGUUUUAGAUUUCAACUUUGCGAUCGAGGAAGUAGCGAGACUUCUUGGUAAAAAGUAAAGAAAACAAUUAAUUUGCAUUCGAUAUCAAUUGUUAUCCGGCCGCGUUUCGCAUCCAGGUUCAACGAUUGUGACCUAUUGUGAAAAAUGAUAAUGAGUUAUGAGAUUGGUGGAAAAUUGGAAUGCGAUAUUUAUACAUUAUCGCAAACGGAGAGCAAUCCGGAGAAAAAAAAAAGACACGAGUGAUAUUAAAAAGACACUUUUAUUAAAUACGCACUGAGAUUCUUUACUUAUUAAGGACAAGAGACAUUUGUAUGUAUAUUUAUAGACUGCUCUAGCGAUUUUACCUUUUAAAUGUAGGAUAGAUAAAAAUGUAGAUAUCGAGAGGGGACACGUAUCGCGUACGCGACAAGAAGUCAACAUUGCUCUGGAGGUAGCGAAUUCUUUUACGAAAGUUAUUGUAUUUUAAUGUUUAAAUAUUUCGACCAGUUGUUUUUGACAAGUACACGUGUAAAUACAGCUUACGUGCCUAAAAGUUCAUUCGCUCAGCAUUCAUCGAUUUCUUCCGUACUGUAUUGAUUUAAAACGAAGUAUAUCCACAUGACGUGUUUCUCCCGCAUAAUAAUGUUGAUUUGCAGAAACUUGCAGUUGCGUUUCGCGCACUUGGAUGCAACGUCACCCGAUUGAGCGAGCCUGCCAGAUGAACCGUAAGUAAACGUUAUAAAUAAUAUCGGUAAGUAAUUGAGUAUUUACGGAGAAGACAUUUGAAAUCUAAAUCACUGAUUUCGUCUCGAUUUUUUGGAAAAUUUUAAUAACAUCUUUUAAAACAUGCAUCAAGCACUAAAAUGUUUCGAUAAAAAAAAACACAAGGAUGGACCGCAUACAUGAUUUAUUUUUAUUUAAUUUUGUUCUCAAUAUAAAAGACACAUGUUCAUUCUUCAGAUCAUUAUAGAUUCAUUUUUUUUUUCAACUCGAGUAUUAUUAUUUGUAUUAGCAAUUUGUUCGUACAGAACCGUGAAAAAUGCAUGUUUUCUGUUCAACACAAUCGUUGUACUAUCGAUUUAAUAGCAAGAAAUAACGAAUGUGCUAUUCGUAUAAAAAUGACUUAUGUACAAUUUCGUUUUGUAUUACAUGCUUAGUAUACAAUUAUUAUCUUCAUUACCGUUAUUAUCGUUUCUGCUCUGUUAUUGUUAUCGUUACAAUUAUUACCCUUAACACUAUAUUAAUAUUAAAUUACUACAGUGAGUUUGCAGAUUAUGUAAAAAAAAAUCUGUAAAAUAAUCAUAUAAACAACUGAAAAUAAAAUAAAUCUAAACAAAAGUGUUAAACGCACUUUGGACGGUAGACAUUUCGAUUAAUACUGCGUAUUAUAUAAAAAAAAAGAAAGAAA
Molecule: messenger RNA, 5891 nt
Organism: Wasmannia auropunctata (little fire ant)
Lineage: Eukaryota; Metazoa; Arthropoda; Insecta; Hymenoptera; Formicidae
Product: protein trachealess
Exons: 14
Coding region: 1-3069 (1022 amino acids)
Biological process (GO): regulation of transcription by RNA polymerase II
Molecular function (GO): RNA polymerase II transcription regulatory region sequence-specific DNA binding; DNA-binding transcription factor activity, RNA polymerase II-specific; protein dimerization activity
Source: RefSeq, a predicted model, not a curated record